UACAAUGACAAACACAAUUACAAUCGACAGUACAUUAAUAAGCAACAUUGGCGACGACCCCAUAGACCGAUUGGCAGACAGGCGCCAAUAAAUCUGUCUGAGUACUUGACCACGCAGGCGACGUUCAACCAGGAGGGCCCGGCCCGGCACGAGUUCUACGACCCUAGCUACGGCUUCGAGCCCUACUGGGCUGACGGCGACUGGGUGUUCGUCUCGCCCACCAAGAACCCCAACGUCACCGAGACGGGCCUGAUGUGUGGCGACUACUGCAACCCUGUGUACAUACGAUACGGGAGGAUAUGCGGCAGGAACAGGAAAAUGGAAGUGAAAGAAUUCGCCAAUUACUGCGUGAUGAGGGACUCCGACUGUCAUGACAGAGAGCUUUGGCACAUCGCGUACCGAGGCAAAUGCCGCAAAGACUUACCGAUCUACCGGACCCAACCCACAUCCACGAUUCAGCCGAACGUAAUGGAAGCCUUGCAAAUCAUCGAAGAGUUCAAAUUAAGACAUACGAACAUAUAUCCGCCGAAUACAACAACGAGAACAACAAAAAAGGCUGGCUAA
This is a messenger RNA of Ostrinia nubilalis (European corn borer), 564 nucleotides long. RefSeq lists its product as uncharacterized. NCBI's taxonomy places the organism in Eukaryota, Metazoa, Arthropoda, Insecta, Lepidoptera, Crambidae. The coding region runs from base 253 to 564 and encodes 103 amino acids. Gene Ontology annotation, molecular function: protein binding. The transcript is spliced from 4 exons. The record is from RefSeq and is a predicted model, not a curated record.